GCAUCGGAUAUCCAACCGGUCGCAUGUCAAGCCAGGCCCCGCCCACGCACGUACGGACUAAGAACUUUGCUCCCCUUCCCUCACGCGUGAAUCAUCUUCCCUGCCGUUGCCUUGUUCAAAUGUCAGUAUUGGUAUGAUAUGAUCAUGGUCAUCGUUCAGAACCACUGCCUGUGACGAGAUAAACAAAAGUGCUGGCGACUGGUUUCGUCGAGGUUUGUUUUGUCUCUGAUGGAGUGCUUGUUGCCAUUCAUCCGCGAAUCUUUCUCGCACGGGCCAGCAGUCCAUCGAUAGGUGCAGAGCCAUCCCCAGCCUCGUAUUCCCAUUGAAAUUCUUAAAGAAGAGACCGCGUGGUGUUGUGCCCUUGAAGUGAAAAGCGACGCAAUAAUGGCAUCAGGGAGUCAACAAACACCGCAUUCCAGCCAGGAGAUUGUCGCAAAACAGUCGCCCUUUAUAGUGCCCAAAACGGUGUCGGCAUCGCCGCCUAGUGCGAGUUCCAAUGCGAAGUGGAUUAAGCUCAAUGUUGGAGGAAAGGUCUUCGUAACAACACGGAGCACCCUCGUCAACAAGGAACCGGACAGCAUGCUGGCGCGAAUGUUCUCACUGGAUGGAGCGAUGAACCCCAGCGAUACGGACGAGAAUGGAGCGUACUUAAUCGACCGGAGCUCGCAGUACUUUGAGCCGAUAAUCAAUUAUCUGCGCAACGGCCAACUGAUCUACGAUGCGCACUUAAACGUGGAAGGUAUUCUGGAAGAGGCCAAGUUCUUCGGCAUUGAGAGCCUCAUCCCACAGCUUGAGGCGCAGCUGCGAGCGUGCAAUGUCCACUCGGACAAUGUGCCAUUGACCCGUCGAGAAGUGAUCCAGGCGCUGAUUCAGACUUCGUACUUGUCCGAGAUUCGGUUUCAGGGUGUCAACCUGGCUGGAGCAGAUUUACGCAAGCUUGACUUUAGAAAUAUAAACUUCAAGUAUGCCUGCCUACAGCGAUGCAAUCUGUCCCAUGCGAACUUGUCUUAUUGCUGCCUGGAGCGAACAGAUCUGUCCUACGCCAACUUAGAAAACGCCCAGCUAGUCUCGGUUCGCGGGCUUUGCGCCAAUUUGGAAGGUGCCAACUUGAAGAGUUGCAACUUCGAGGAUCCGACCGGCGUUCGUACCAAUUUCGAGGGAGUGAAUUUGAAAGGAGCGUGUCUGGAGGGCAGCAACAUGGCAGGCGUGAACUUGCGUGUGGCUAAUUUGAAAAACGCCAACAUGAAGAACUGCGUGCUCCGCUCGGCUGUCCUAGCCGGGGCCGACUUGGAACGGUGCAAUUUGUCAGGGAGUGAUCUGCAGGAAGCAAAUCUGCGCGGAGCGAAUUUGAAGGACGCAGAGCUUGAAUUGAUGGUGACGCCUCUGCACAUGUCGCAAACUGUCCGUUGAGUCGAAAACGGAACUCACGCCCAUUGUGAUCUACUUAUAUUCGCUUUAUAAUCUCUAGAAGUAUUCUAAACUAGCUUUAAACUCUGACGGAGUGUAUAUUACUUUAAUUUAUUAAGAUUUGCACCAAUAAAUGAUUUUGCGCUUA
Hermetia illucens (black soldier fly) is the source of this 1555-nucleotide messenger RNA. RefSeq names its product BTB/POZ domain-containing protein KCTD9. Gene Ontology annotation, molecular function: protein binding. The transcript is spliced from 2 exons. The record is from RefSeq and is a predicted model, not a curated record. Gene Ontology annotation, biological process: protein homooligomerization. Bases 385 to 1410 code for a protein of 341 amino acids. Lineage: Eukaryota; Metazoa; Arthropoda; Insecta; Diptera; Stratiomyidae.